GAAGCCCCUUCAGACGGCAUUAUUCAUAACCUCGUGUGUCCCGGCCACAGGCACACACUCCUCCCGUCACCUUGACGAGAGUCCUUCGACUUCUCGUCUUUUAACAAUUUCAACCCAGCCCGGCGUUAUCAACAGCCACCGUCACUCCUUCUACAGAAAAGCAUCCGAAAGACUUGAUAUUUCAGCACACUCUCUAAUACUUUUAAUACUCGUCCGUUUACAGCACGCGAUAACUUCAUAGACUUGAGCCUCAUUCUUUCGGCUCAUUUCAACAACUAAUACUGCACCAAACGAUUUCCAGGAGAACUCGGAACUCACCACUCUUUCAGCCAUUGCCACUCUACGAGAAUCAAAAACUUCCAACAACAACCACCACACCCACAUCAAAAUGGUUACCUCACGUCACAACGACGAGACCUUCUUCGUCGAGUCCGAUGACCAGCCCGCGCCAAGGGUCAACGUUCGGGAUGCUGCCAAGCUCAUCGCUCGGAACAAGCAGGAAAUGAUCGCCAACAACCUUUCGCGACUUGCUUGCGAUGAGUACCUUGAGGAUAUCAUGCAGCAUAUCCGUCACAUGGAGGAUGAGACAUUACCCGAUGCUAACCUCAUCGAUAUGCAACGCGAGAUUCAAUGGUUCAUGCGCCCGUACCUUAUCGACUUCCUUAUCGAGGCUCACGCUGCCUUCUCGCUCCUCCCCGAAACCCUCUUCCUCACCGUCAACCUUCUUGAUCGGUACUGCUCCAAGCGUGUCGUUUACAAGCAGCAUUACCAGCUCGUCGGUUGCGCCGCCCUCCUGAUUGCCGCCAAGUAUGGAGAUAAGAAGGACAGAGUUCCCCAGAUCAACGAGCUCAACAACAUGUGCUGUGGGCUUUACGAUGCCGGCAUGUUUACGCAGAUGGAAAUGCACGUUCUCAACACUCUCGACUGGAACAUUGGACACCCGACCGUCGACUUUUUCACUCAGUUGAUCGUGGCCGAGGAAAGGGACAGCAGGGAUGUCGAACACAUGGCGGCAUACAUUUGCGAGAUUGCCUUGUAUCACAGGGAUUUCGUUUCCACCAAACCAUCCAUCAUGGCACGGGUUUCUUUGGUCUUGGCGAGGGCUAUCUUGGGCAAGCCCGAGGUUAAUGAUGGCGAAUGGGACCAGGUCGAGAACGCCACGCUCUUGGCUCUUUCGCAGCACCUUCACCAGCCUUCCGUCACGCUUUCCAGGAAGUAUUCCAGCGCAUACCUCUCCAAAGUGUCUGGCAAGCUCGCCGACUUCCUCGCUCAGCAGGCCGCCAUCAACCGUCGUGGCGGCGCUCCGCCUUCCUCUCCUGGCGAGCUGACCCCCAACUCCAGCAAGGCGUCCAAUGUCUACAGCACUCCCCACAAGGGCCUGGGAGCCGUUCCCGGUGCUGCUGAUGGAUACAUGACUCCUCCGAUCACCCCCGACGCUGCCAGCUUCGCACAAAACGGCACGAUGAUGAAGGAAUAUCCUGCUCCGCGUUGUCCGGUGACCCCGACACCGCAGCCGAACUCGCACAGCCAAUCAUACCCACCAGCAGCACAACAUCAGACUUCAGCAUCAUCAACAUCAUCAUCAACAAAGGCGCCCUCGUACUUUGAGACCGCGCCGUCGUCUCAAGUCGCUUACUGAGUUGAUGUUUCAGUUCAGUUCCCAAGGGUCUUGCUCCAAUGAGUGAGUGAGUCCUGUGUAUAGUGCUGUGUGUAAGGUUGGUUGGCAGCGAACAAGGUUCAGGUUUCUAUAUUUCUCUUAACAUCCGGCCUGCUACUAAGAUGGGGUUUCAUGGUCACGCAUCCAGAUACCAUAGUUUUGACAGAAGACAUUUUGAUUACAACAUUUAAAUUAUCUGGAAGACAAAAGAUUGCACUCAUCACACACAUUCAAUCGGCAUCAUCACGUCACACAUCGCACACAUUUUUGUUUCGCGCGAAGUGGACACACAAUUCAGCGGCAUGGCAUAUUAGCGUUUGACAUUUUUAUUCUUUUUUUGUUUCUAUUAUUUUCUACAAACAAUAUUGAACUACCACCGUUGGGGCAGGUAGUCUUUUUCAAAAUGUUUCCAUACGAUCUUUAUUCUCCCCGCAUAUUGAUCUCGUUCUUUUGACCGCUGGUUGAGAACUGUUCGUCUUCGUCGUCGUCGUCGUUCCAUCGCGGACUAGACGAAACGGAUCCUUCUUCAGCUCACCGGCUUUUUCUCUUCCCCUUCCACCCACCAAAAUCAGC
Messenger RNA from Neurospora tetrasperma FGSC 2508, 2230 nucleotides. RefSeq lists its product as uncharacterized. Gene Ontology annotation, biological process: mitotic cell cycle phase transition; regulation of cyclin-dependent protein serine/threonine kinase activity. Bases 389 to 1639 code for a protein of 416 amino acids. The record is from RefSeq and is a predicted model, not a curated record. The transcript has 2 exons. Gene Ontology annotation, cellular component: nucleus; centrosome; cytoplasm. Gene Ontology annotation, molecular function: cyclin-dependent protein serine/threonine kinase regulator activity. NCBI's taxonomy places the organism in Eukaryota, Fungi, Ascomycota, Sordariomycetes, Sordariales, Sordariaceae.